Cryptosporidium muris RN66 is the source of this 2832-nucleotide messenger RNA. RefSeq lists its product as uncharacterized. The record is from RefSeq and is a predicted model, not a curated record. The transcript has a single exon. NCBI's taxonomy places the organism in Eukaryota, Apicomplexa, Conoidasida, Eucoccidiorida, Cryptosporidiidae. The coding region runs from base 1 to 2832 and encodes 943 amino acids.
AUGAUAUCGCAUAGACAAAAGUGGAUAUAUAUUACUAUUGUUCUUUAUUUUAUACUUUCUAAUGGAGAUUUUACUGUAUUAGGGGAAAAUCCUUUGAACAGCUCUUUCAUAUCUCAGUUAAAUACUAACAUUUCAGACUCUGUAGACUAUGAGAAUCUUUUCCAAAGUGAACUUUUACUAAAUAAUAUAAUAAAUAAAACAAAAUAUUUGCUUAAUUCAGGUCAAGAAAUGCUCUCUACAAUGGAAUCAGUAUACCAGUGUGAUCCAAAGGUAGUGAAAUUUGUAAAUUCAAUAGAUCCUCCUAUUAAUAUUGAAGUAAAUCCUAAUGAGAAUCAACAAGUUGAAGAUUUAUCUGAAAGGAUUUCUUCUUCUUUGCACGAAUUUGUUGAUAAAUUAAUUAAUGGUUGGGAUAAUUUUUGGAAUGGAAUUUGGGGAGCACAAAAUAUUUCCAAUACAUUAGUUCCUCCCGGAGUUAAUAUUACAUUACAUACAAAUAGCUCUAAUAGAACAAUUAUUUGUGGCUCUGCAGUAGUUCCUUGGACUUCUUCUAUGCAAUGUUAUCGGGUUUUUAAAGAUAUAUUAGCAGAAAUUAGUUUUGGAGAUCGCUGUAAUAUUACUCAACCAUUAUACCAACUUGCAGAUGUACUAAAUUCAACGAAUAAACUUACUCACAUUGGUUUUGAUAAUUUACACUCAAAAGUUGAAGGAGUUUUUGAAAAAUAUCGUGAAAAUAUUUUGCGUGGUAAUAUCUUUUCUAGAGUUGAUUUAUUUUUCAAAAAAAUUCCCUUUUUCUUUCUAGAUCGUUCUUUAAGCAGAAAUUUAUACGAUUUGGCAAAUUCUCAAGCAGAAAUGGCUUCUAUUGUGAAGUAUAUGCAUAAGGAGGGGAUUUUCACUCGUGAAUCUAUACUUCAGAAUAUUGUAAACUUUAUUCGUUCAUUGACUUCCAUAUAUACAAGAGCUCAGACAAAUUUACAUACAUUAAGAACAAAAUUAAAAAUAAAUGCUACAGAAGUAGAAAAUUUGACAUCUAAAAUUGAGAACAUGAAGAAUUUAGAGGUUACACUUUUGGAUAAUGUUAAGGAUACUGUACAACAGUAUAAUAAUCAGACAAAUAUUCCACUCCCUACUAUUACAUCUCAAAUCCAAAGAAUUGCAAAUAAUGCAAUGAAUUCGGCUAUUAACACAGUUAAGAUAUUAGAAAAGAAGAAUUUAGUAACUAAUGAACAACUAACUGAUUUAGUUAAUGAAGUUGCUAAAUUUUCAUUGUUCAACAAUUUAUCAGUACCUGUUAGUGAGAAUGGAACAUUAACACUACGGUAUCUUAAUAGUGAAGGUGAUAUUCCCUUAGAUACUUCAUUGAUAUCAAGAGAAGUAAUCCAUAAAUAUUUUAUGGAUAUAUUUAUGGGAGCCCUGUUUUACAAUGUAACUCAUGGUAACCUUCAUCCUACACUUUACUCUAGUACAAAAAAAUUGAUCAAUAACACUAAUAAUGAAAAACUAAAUCAAGAAGGAAGUCCAUCAACCAAUUCUGAGACUGAUAUUACAAUUUUCCCCGUUUUGAUUUCCUUCAAUUUCUCGGAGACUAGCAAAUUAAGUGGAAGAUCUAAAGAAAAAGUAUCUAUUACUGGGGUACAAGAUAUAACAAAUAUUAAUAAUUCAAAAUACAUUGGAAAUAAAGACAACACAGUUGAACAAUUUAUAAAUAAUAAAGAUUUAAGCUUGAGUGAAGCUAUAGGUACUAAUCCUGAAAAAGGCUUAGACUUUUUUAGUGAUAAGUAUUAUACAGAUAUCCCUAUAGUAAAUGGAACAAAUCAAAAUAGCAUAAAAGUAUUAGUUUCUCAGAGCAGUUAUAUUUCUUUGCCACAAAAACCUAUAAGAUCACCAAAUCCUUCUGAAAGACCCAAAAACAAUACUAUUUCUAAGGAUGAGGCUAAUCAAGAUUCCAAAAUAGCGGAGAAUUUAACAAAAAAUAGCAAUAGUAAUACUAAUGUAAAAUGUAAGAAUGAUCAAGAUAGAUCUACAGUAUUAGUAGCUACUAAUACAUCUACAACUAAACCUAUAAUCAAGAGUACUUCAGCUUUUGAUAGUAAAGCUGUAUAUGAAGAAAAAGAUAAUACAAAGAAUCUGAGAGGAUUUGAGGUAUCACCACAUACACUUGCGAGUAUUUAUUUGAAUACAAAGGAGGUCCAAAGAACUAAUUUUAACUCUUCUGGAGUUACAAGAUCAGUUGAGGAUAAUUUUGAGAGAUUGGAAUUUAAAACAAGUACAACUAACGAAGAUCCAAAUAUGAAGCAUUAUCUGAAGACUGAAGCAUCAACAAAUACAAAUACCCCUAAUACUAAUCUAAGUACAAUACAUAAACCAAACCACAAAAACUCAACAAAUAUGAUCAAAGGUAAAACUACAGGGAGUAUUGUAAUUGAUCCCUUCAGUAUAAAGGAGACAAUACAACACACAGUAAGUAGUGAUAAUUCGUUAGCUUUUGUAACCAUUCCAGUAACUUCAAAAUCUACCAAUAGAAGUUCUUUACUUAAUAUUACAUCUUCACUUCAGCCAAAGCAAACAGGUAUUAAGUCAACAUCUUGCACUUUUGAUUCAGAAAAUAUCGAGAAUUACAAAGAAAAUACAAAUACUGAUAUUACCUCUUCAGCUCACAAUGUAGCAAACUUAAAAAAGUAUCUAAUUUCUUCAGUAAACAACAGUGAGUACAAUGUCACUUCUGAUACAGGGGUAAAAGAAGCACAAAUCAGUACUAAGUUUACAUUGCUUGACCACCAAGAAGACGAUUCACCUAAUAUAACUCCAAGUACCUUCGAUACAUUCAAAUUCUAA